AUGGCCCUGCGAAUUGCUGCUCGACGGCUUGGCAGCCGUGCUGCUCGGCGCCCAUACGCUUUUGAGUCAUUUGUACAGUGCCGAUUUGCUUCUACAGCGGGUGCCUCGAAUCUACCCCAAGAUGUCAAGAAGCAGAUAUUUAAAGAAGCAUCUCUUCCAAACGCCGAUCCAGCAGCGGAUUCUGCCACAGCGGCCUUUGUGAAUGAGCGUGCUCCCUACAUGGUGACGACUUAUGUACGACCGCUUCCGGUUAUAGUCAAGGGUGAAGGAUGCUAUCUGUGGGAUAUGGAGAACCGACGAUACCUGGAUUUUACCGCCGGCAUUGCGGUGACGUCUCUGGGACACUCCGAUCCCGGCGUGACAAAAGCCAUCAACGAGCAGGCUCGAACACUGCUUCAUGCAUCUAAUCUGUAUCACAACAACUGGACGGGUAGCUUGAGCAAGCUUCUUGUGGCUCAGACACACUCGUCCGGCGCCAUGCGAGGUGCCACCCAGGCUUUCAUCUCCAACUCCGGCACUGAAGCCAACGAAGCGGCGAUAAAAUUUGCCCGAAAAGUCGGCCACAGCCUUGACCCCUCUGGUGCAAAGUAUGAAUUCGUCUCCUUCCAUAAUUCUUUCCACGGUAGAACAUUCGGCGCUCUCUCCGCCACCCCCAACCCCAAAUACCAAGCUCCUUUCGCUCCCAUGGUCCCCGGAUUCAGAUACGGAAAAUACAACGACAUCGAGCAACUACCUAGGCUCAUCACCGAGAAAACGUGCGGCGUCAUCGUCGAGCCCAUCCAGGGCGAAGGCGGCGUCCACUGCGCAACCCCAGAAUUCUUAACCGCCCUCCGCGCCCGCUGCGACGAGGUCGGCGCGAUCCUGAUCUUCGACGAGAUCCAAUGCGGUCUCUCUCGCACCGGCUCCCUCUGGGCACACUCCCACCCAUCCCUGGUCCCCACAAACGGAGCCCAGCAGCCCGCGCACCCGGACAUCCUCACCACCGCUAAAGCCCUAGGAAACGGCUUCCCCAUCGGAGCAACCCUCAUCUCCGACAACGUGGGCAAGCACAUCAAGACCGGCGACCACGGAACCACAUUUGGCGGAAACCCACUCGCCUGCCGCGUCGCGCAUCACGUCUUCACCCGCCUCGCCUCGCGAGAACUACAGGAAACCGUGCUCAAGCGCUCAGAGGUAUUUGUCGCGGGGCUCAAGGCGCUCAGGGAGAAAUACCCAGGCGCUAUUUCUGAAAUCCGCGGUCGCGGACUGAUUCUCGGGAUGCAACUCACCGGGAAAUACGCCUCUCGCGUGGGAGACAUUGUAACCGCCGCCAGAGAGAGGGGCCUCCUGGUGAUAACCGCCGGUGAAGGGUGUCUCAGAUUCGUACCCCCGUUGGUGAUCAGCGAGGAGGAGAUUCAGGAAGGGUUGCAGAUUCUAGGAAAUGCAAUGGAGAAGGUAUUCCAGAAGUAA
Coccidioides posadasii C735 delta SOWgp is the source of this 1449-nucleotide messenger RNA. RefSeq names its product acetylornithine aminotransferase (gene ARG8). Gene Ontology annotation, biological process: arginine metabolic process. Gene Ontology annotation, cellular component: mitochondrial matrix. Lineage: Eukaryota; Fungi; Ascomycota; Eurotiomycetes; Onygenales; Onygenaceae. Gene Ontology annotation, molecular function: identical protein binding; transaminase activity; pyridoxal phosphate binding. The record is from RefSeq and is a predicted model, not a curated record.